Messenger RNA from Necator americanus (New World hookworm), 2349 nucleotides. RefSeq lists its product as uncharacterized. Gene Ontology annotation, molecular function: serine-type endopeptidase activity. The transcript is spliced from 16 exons. The record is from RefSeq and is a predicted model, not a curated record. NCBI's taxonomy places the organism in Eukaryota, Metazoa, Nematoda, Chromadorea, Rhabditida, Ancylostomatidae. Gene Ontology annotation, biological process: peptide hormone processing. Bases 1 to 2349 code for a protein of 782 amino acids. Gene Ontology annotation, cellular component: trans-Golgi network; Golgi membrane.
AUGGAUACAAGGCAAAGACGACUCAAUGGCCAAGCGAGGGUUUCACGAUGCGAACGGAUACGACUGACAUUUCAUGACCGCAACACUUCACUUUGUAUAUUAAUUUUCGUCUCAUUACUUGCUGUUCUCGAUGCGAAUGAGUUUAAUUACGAGGAUCAAAUAAGCACUACGAGUUCACAAGCGUCAAGCCUUCGAAAAGCUUACACCAACGAAUGGGCGGUCAGAAUUGCUGGCGGCUCUGAUGAAGAGGCUGCGCGACUCGCGGCCAAGUACGGGUACCAGAAUUUGGGUCGAAUCAUUCCGGGUGAAGAGUAUUUUUUGUUUCGCAAUGUCAACCAACGAAGUCGUUCAUCACGCAAGACACGAAGUCUGCAGCUGAGUCGCAUCUCGCAUGAACCUGAGAUCCUGUGGAUGGAACAGCAAGUGGCGAAGAAGCGUGUGAAGCGCGACUACAGGCAACGGCCGCGGCGAGGUCGACCUAUGAGCGAGAAUGACAUUGCUUUCGGUGAGGACGAAGCUUUUGUGAGCAAAUCACGAAACAGAAAACAACCGGACCCAAAUGAUCCUCUUUGGACCGACAUGUGGUACCUGAACCGCGCUGAGAUCACUGGGAACUCAAAGAUGGACCAUAAUGUGAAGGAAGCGUGGGACCUCGGCUAUACAGGUCGCGGCGUUGUGGUGACGAUCCUUGACGAUGGCCUGGAACGAACGCAUCCAGACAUUGCGCCUAAUUACGAUGCGCGCGCUUCCUAUGACGUCAACGAUCGCGAUGACGACCCGAUGCCUCGCUAUGAGUAUUCGGAUGAAAACAGGCACGGGACAAGAUGUGCUGGAGAGGUGGCUGCUAUCUUCAACAACAGUUUAUGUAUCGUAGGAAUCGCCUACAAUGCCAGGAUCGGAGGUAUUCGUAUGCUUGAUGGCGAUGUCACGGAUGCUGUCGAGGCAGCGUCAUUGGGCCAUAACUCGGACUACGUGGAUAUAUACAGUGCCUCUUGGGGUCCGGAUGAUGAUGGACGGACCGUCGACGGCCCUGCAAAGCUAACAAGGGCCGCCUUUGAGAGAGGAAUCAGAGAAGGACGUCGAGGAAAAGGCUCAGUUUUUGUGUGGGCUUCCGGCAAUGGAGGGAAAGACGCAGAUUCAUGCAAUUGCGACGGAUACACGAACAGUAUCUACACUCUCUCCAUAUCAGCUGCUACUGAAAACGGAAACAUUCCAUGGUAUUCUGAAGCGUGUAGCAGCACAUUGGCAAGUACAUACUCGAGUGGAGCAACAGGAGAGAAGAUGAUCGUCACCACUGACCUACACCAUGCUUGUACUAACACUCACACUGGCACGUCCGCAAGUGCACCCUUGGCUGCCGGAAUCGUAGCGCUUACACUUGAGGCUAAUCCGGAUCUUACGUGGCGCGAUCUUCAGCAUAUCGUCAUUCGAGCAGCCAAACCUAUAAAUCUCCGUGCAGGCGAUUGGGUGACAAAUGGUGUUGGAAGAAACGUCUCGCAUUCAUUUGGCUACGGUCUGAUGGAUGCUGGCGCAAUGGUACAGCUAGCUAGGAACUGGACAACUGCUCCUGAACAACACAAAUGCAGACAAUUCUACCCCAGCAGAUUUAAGACUAUACCACACGGCAAUCGCCUACAGCUGCAAUUGUAUACGGACGGAUGCGCGGGUUCUCCCGAUGAACAAGUUGUGUACCUGGAACACGUACAGGCUAUCAUCACGCUGAAAGCACCGAAGCGGGGUGACAUCCAGAUCUACCUCACCAGUCCUUCAGGUACAAGGUCCACACUGCUGACGAAGCGGGCUCGGGACACAAGUCGAGCGGGCUUCAUCGAAUGGGCCUUCAUGACCACUCAUAGUUGGGGAGAGCUUGCCGCUGGUUUAUGGACGCUUGAGGUUGACAACGACGGAUGGGACGACGCCGAACUUGUCAAAUGGGAUUUAGUGAUGUUCGGGACUGUAGAUGAGACUACACAGUAUGGCGGAGGACAUAACUCAGCUCUUACUGCCCGAUCCUUGGCUCACAUUGAGGAAGUCCGCAAGAGCACUGCUCUGUCUACGUUGAGGCGUUUAUUCGCAUCUCUUUCGUUGCCCAUCGGUUUUCUGAGGAUUGUCCCCGUUGAAAGAGGAUUAAUCCGUCCCGAUUCCUUCGCACUCCCCGUUACGGUACCGGAUUCGUUUGUGAUUUUUCGCUUCACUUUCCCGUCAUCUUGUCGUUGUUCCACGUUUCUGCCACCUCCAGCGUAUUCUCUAGUCGUCAUCUCCGUCGUGUUUAUACUUAGAUAUGAGAGCUUUAUGAUUCCGAACAGUGCAAAUGAUUUGUAUCCUUUCACAAUUUCGAGAAAGAGAUAA